AAAAUUAACUAUAUUUAAGAAAUAUUGAAGUAUUAUUAAGAAUUAUUAAAGAAUUUUUUAAAAAGAAAGGAAUUUCUAUAUUUAUUAAAAAUAAUUAAUAUUAUUUAAUGGGACCAAAAGCUGGACAUGGUCAGAAAGGACAGAAAGGACGUUAUGACAAAAGCCAAAAACAAAGACGGGGUGAUUCUCGUGGAAUGAAAUCUCGUGGAGCUCCGAUACGUAAUAAACGUUUUAAUCGUCCAAGAGCAACAAAAGUAAUAAUUGAGCCACAUCGUCAUCCAGGCGUUUUUGUUGCACGAGGAAAAGAAGAUUUUUUGGUAACAAAAAAUUUGGUACCGGGUGAAUCAGUAUAUGGUGAAAAAAGGAUAUCGGUUGAAGCAGAUGGAAAAAAAACAGAAUAUCGAGUAUGGAAUCCAUUUAGAUCAAAACUUGCAGCAGGUAUUUUGGGUGGACUUGACGAAAUUUAUAUUCGUCCGGGAUCAAAAGUAUUAUAUCUUGGAGCAGCCAGUGGAACUUCAGUAAGCCAUGUGGCAGAUGUUGUUGGACCAGAGGGAUUGGUUUAUGCGGUAGAAUUUUCACAUCGUAGUGGAAGGGAUUUGCUUCACAUGGCACAAAAACGAACUAACGUCAUUCCUAUUAUUGAAGAUGCUCGUCAUCCUCAAAAAUACCGAAUGCUCGUUGGUAUGGUUGAUACAGUAUUUGCCGAUGUUGCCCAGCCAGAUCAGGCACGAAUUAUUGCACUGAAUGCACAUACCUUUUUAAAAAAUUCUGGGGGAAUUGUUAUUUCAAUCAAAGCUAAUUGUAUUGAUUCAACAGUUGAAGCAGCAACAGUCUUUGCACGUGAAGUCAAGAAGCUGCAAGAAGAAAGAAUCAAACCCCAAGAACAGCUUACACUUGAACCAUAUGAGAGAGAUCAUUGUAUAGUUGUGGGAAAAUAUAUAAGAUAUAGUUAA
Molecule: messenger RNA, 953 nt
Organism: Pneumocystis murina B123
Lineage: Eukaryota; Fungi; Ascomycota; Pneumocystomycetes; Pneumocystales; Pneumocystaceae
Product: rRNA 2'-O-methyltransferase fibrillarin
Exons: 6
Coding region: 108-953 (281 amino acids)
Biological process (GO): rRNA methylation; box C/D sno(s)RNA 3'-end processing
Cellular component (GO): nucleolus; box C/D methylation guide snoRNP complex; small-subunit processome
Molecular function (GO): histone H2AQ104 methyltransferase activity; rRNA methyltransferase activity; RNA binding
Source: RefSeq, a predicted model, not a curated record